Messenger RNA from Mesocestoides corti, 1245 nucleotides. Lineage: Eukaryota; Metazoa; Platyhelminthes; Cestoda; Cyclophyllidea; Mesocestoididae. The record is from the annotation of a GenBank genome assembly.
AUGGCUAAGGCGCCGCAGUCUGCACCACCUAGUUUGUCUGCACCGCCCGCACUGCCCGAGCGAGUGGAUUCCCUCGACAUGGUCAAACAGCAAUUGUUUCAAGAUGACUUAAUUUCUGGUGCUCGGCUGGAUGCUUCGGCGGAUUUCGACCAUUCGAGUUGCUGCACUCUGAAAUGCAUUUUUGUGCGACUACCGCAUAAGCAUGUUGAGUUAGUUAAUGUCCAAAUGGACCACCUACCUGAUCGUGUGCUGGAGACGUCUCUGAAUGCACAGAGUUCUUCAGGCAUGGAGCUAUGUCCAGUGAGGUUUCGAGAGUGUUUGGAAGCGAACAGGAUUUCGGUGAAGUUUUGUCUUUAUAAUUCGCUAUCGGCAGAAUACGACGAGCCAAACCAAGACAUUACAACUAACAGAACGCAAGGUGAUGCAAAGCAGUCGGGUAGCUACUUGGAACUGGACAAAAUCUGGACACCUGCCUACUACGGCGACGAUAAGCAUGGCAUGGGCCACCGGACUGGUCUGUAUUCUGAUGAACACGGCAACCUCAAGGUGACGGUGGGCAAGAAACACAGAACGUUUGACGUGAAGUGGAACGGGGAUAGGUACGAAGUGGAAAUCGAUGGCAGUAGGUUCACGGGACGAUAUCUUUCAAACCUGACAGAAGACGCCAACCGAGUGUUCCGAGACGAGAAGAGCAUUGUGACCACUCCCCGCAAAUGCGCAUCUGUCGUGUACCACCGCGAUUUGGUUACCUGCGCUGGUGAUAAGCAAAUCGACAAGUCUUCGUUGAGAAUGUGUGACAAGGUCAUCGGCAAGGGCUGGUUUGGUGAAGUUACCUUGGCCAAAUACACGAAUCCUAGUGGUGUAAAGUCGAAAGUGGCAAUCAAACGCGUAUCCCAGACAUCCCCUCAUGCCCUGGUUGGCGCAAUGGAGGUAGCCGUGCUGUCCGAGCUCGCAAAGAAUCCUAACGACAACCUCAUUCGUUUGGUUGGUUGGUAUCUGGAUACGGAUGCUCUAUGCAUGGUGACAGAAUACAUGCCUGGUGGUUGCCUCGCCAACUACUUGGAAGGCCUGUACAACAGCAGUGACCUCGUUCAACAAAGGGAAUUUCGCGGAUUCGUCAAGGAUAUCGCGACUGGAAUGCGCGCUCUCGAGAAGUGGAGAAUUCAGCACAGAAAUCUGGCUGCUCGCAACAUCCUCCUUGACGCGAAUAAGAGACUGAAGGUGUGUGUGUGUGUGUGUGUUUAA